AUGACCACCAACCCAACCACCAUCCAAGCCGAAACCUGGACAACACUCCCCCGACAAUUCCGCAAUCUACAAACAAACUCCGAACACUCCCAGAACCAAAAGCGCGGAAAACCCCUCGAUUCCUUCCUCGAAGGCCCCCUCUACGUCCCCGACCUGGCCCUCCUCUUCGUACCCGACAUUCCCUACGGCCGGAUCUUCUCCGUCGACUCCAACGCAACCUGGUUCCUCGUGAUCGAAUACGACGGCGAACCCAACGGCCUAGUAUGGAACCACAUCACACACAGAGUCGUGAUCGCCGAUUUCAAACAAGGUAUUAUGGAGCUGUAG
Messenger RNA from Aspergillus ibericus CBS 121593, 327 nucleotides. RefSeq lists its product as uncharacterized. NCBI's taxonomy places the organism in Eukaryota, Fungi, Ascomycota, Eurotiomycetes, Eurotiales, Aspergillaceae. The record is from RefSeq and is a predicted model, not a curated record. The coding region runs from base 1 to 327 and encodes 108 amino acids. The transcript has a single exon.